AUGUUCAGCGUACCCACCCUCGUCUCUCUUUUGCUCCUCGCUGUCCCUCAUGUCGUCUACGCCGACCCUUGCGUGGCCUUCGAUGCCGAAUUCAAUCUCCUAGCUUUCGGCCUCAAUGGCAAAGAUUGGAACGCAGGCCAACAGUCUUCUUGGGGAAGUGGUGAUCUCACCUUUGCAGGUAGCGCUACCGAUAUCACCGCUUCAGGAAGGCCUCCUUUCGACGGUACUGGUACCACAUGCUACCUCGCGCAAUUCUUCAACGCCAUCUACGUCCUGAACGGCGACAAGUCCAACCCUUCCGACGUACACGUCUAUGACGCUGCUGCGAAGUCAUGGACUACCCAGAAGACGAACACGAACAACUUCGACCUCACCAACUUCGCUGCUAUCCUCGACCACGAUACGAACGUCUUCUACGCGCUCUCCAAGGGCGACCUGUGGUUCCUCGACAUGUCCUCGCUGAAAGCCGCCACAUCUUCCGCACUUCCUUGGACCAAUGCUGAGACGUCACCCUACGGAAGCGACUAUCAACCUACGAUGGCUCUCGCGCAGAAUCAUGUUCACUUCAUCGGGACUCCAGGGACACCGGCUGGCUCGGCGGAGAUCUUCGUUAUCCACUUCUCGUUCUUCCAGCCCCAGGCUCAGGCAUAUUCCGGCCCUCAAUUCCCUGCUACCCACGGUCAGACCACGUCGUUCUUCCAAUCAGAAGGCGUUCAGCAGGAGUUCGCGUUCAUCCCCGACGACUUCUCGAACGUAUAUGUGAUCAAUGUCGAGAGCAACACAACCACCACGCUCGCCGCCCCCCCGUCCAAGGACACGAAUGCGCGCUACGCUUCUUCCAUCACAGCUCUUGUCCAGCUCGACAGCACCGGUGUCGUCUCCUUCGUCCCGUACAAGCAGGGCGAUGCCUCAACCAACUCCGCCGCGACGUGGUCUAGUGUUGCGCCCAUCGCCGCGGUCGCGGGUACUUCUUCCGGCUCCUCGAGUGCUGCUGUCAGCGGCAUUAGCACGGGCUCUUCAGGCUCGAAGACUAGCGCUACUGGUUCUGGUGCGCCCGCGGGCACCCGUUUGUCGGGUACGGCUAGUGCGACGGGCGCUUCAGCAUCGACCACCGGCACUAGUAACGGGGCGAUGUCGAACGCGGUCAGCUUCGGCUCCAUCGCGGGCGUCAUGCUCGCGGUGCUCGCGUACCUCCAUUGA
This is a messenger RNA of Dichomitus squalens LYAD-421 SS1, 1200 nucleotides long. RefSeq lists its product as uncharacterized. The record is from RefSeq and is a predicted model, not a curated record. Lineage: Eukaryota; Fungi; Basidiomycota; Agaricomycetes; Polyporales; Polyporaceae. The transcript has 4 exons. Bases 1 to 1200 code for a protein of 399 amino acids.